Messenger RNA from Harpia harpyja (harpy eagle), 5084 nucleotides. It is a transcript of the gene EDEM1, whose product is annotated as ER degradation enhancing alpha-mannosidase like protein 1. The transcript is spliced from 12 exons. Gene Ontology annotation, biological process: mannose trimming involved in glycoprotein ERAD pathway; endoplasmic reticulum mannose trimming; carbohydrate metabolic process. Gene Ontology annotation, cellular component: endoplasmic reticulum; membrane. NCBI's taxonomy places the organism in Eukaryota, Metazoa, Chordata, Aves, Accipitriformes, Accipitridae. Bases 65 to 1882 code for a protein of 605 amino acids. Gene Ontology annotation, molecular function: calcium ion binding; mannosyl-oligosaccharide 1,2-alpha-mannosidase activity. The record is from RefSeq and is a predicted model, not a curated record.
GGCGAAGGGGGGGGGGCUGCCGCGGAGAGCGGGCGGCCCCUUCAAACUAUGCGCGCCGGCGACCAUGCAAUGGCGGUCGCUAGUGCUGGGGCUGCUGCUGCUGAGGCUGGGGCUGCAGGCGCUGCUGGCGCUGCUGCCCGCGCUGGCGCCGGGCCUUUGCCUGCGCCGCCGCUUCCCCUUCCCCUUCCCGCCGCCGCCCGGCGCCUCGCACUGGGGCUCGCUGCUGCGACGGGGCGGUGGCGGCGGGGCGGCGGCGGGCGACGAGUACGAGCGGCGUUACAGUGGAGCCUUCCCGCCGCAGCUGCGGGCCCGGUUGCGCGACGCCGCCCGCGGUAUGUUCGUCUUCGGCUACGACAGCUACAUGCGGCACGCCUUCCCGAGGGACGAGCUCGACCCCCUCCACUGCCGCGGACGCGGCCCCGACCGCCACGACCCCUCCAACCUCAACAUCAACGACGUCCUGGGAAACUACUCGCUGACGCUGAUCGACGCGCUGGACACGCUGGCGGUAAUGGGAAACUCCUCAGAAUUCCAGAAAGCAGUGAAGUUGGUGAUUGACACCGUUUCAUUUGAUAAAGACUCAACGGUCCAAGUUUUUGAGGCAACAAUCAGGGUUUUGGGAAGCCUGCUUUCUGCCCACAUAAUAAUUACAGAUACCAAACAGCCUUUUGGUGAUAUGACCAUUAAGGAUUACGACAAUGAACUGUUGCAUAUGGCUCGGGACCUAGCAGUGAGACUACUUCCAGCCUUUGAGAACACCAAAACUGGAAUUCCAUAUCCUCGGGUCAAUCUGAAGAAGGGGGUACCUCCAGACAGCAAUAAUGAAACUUGUACUGCGGGAGCCGGUUCCUUGCUGGUGGAGUUUGGUAUCCUUAGCAGGCUGCUUGGUGAUUCCACAUUUGAAUGGGUGGCCAGGAGAGCUGUCAAAGCACUCUGGAGUCUCAGGAGCAAUAACACCGGACUGCUAGGAAAUGUUGUGAAUAUUCAAACUGGCCAUUGGGUUGGAAAGCAAAGCGGCUUGGGAGCAGGGUCAGAUUCAUUCUAUGAAUACCUUCUGAAGUCUUACAUCCUCUUUGGAGAAAAGGAAGAUUUGGAGAUGUUCAAUGAUGCUUAUCGGAACAUUCAGAACCACUUAAGAAGAGGUCGAGAAGCUUGCAAUGAAGGUGAAGGUGACCCUCCUUUGUACGUUAAUGUAAACAUGUUCACAGGACAGCUGAUGAACACGUGGAUUGACUCUCUGCAAGCCUUUUUUCCUGGACUACAGGUAUUGAUAGGAGAUGUGGAAGAUGCUAUUUGUCUCCAUGCUUUUUAUUAUGCCAUAUGGAAACGAUACGGAGCUCUCCCAGAGAGAUACAACUGGCAAUUGCAAGCACCGGAUGUUCCCUUUUAUCCACUGAGGCCAGAAUUAGUGGAGUCCACAUAUCUUCUUUAUCAGGCCACAAAGAACCCAUUUUACCUUCAUGUGGGAAUGGAUAUUCUGCAGAGUUUGGAAAAAUACACAAAAGCAAAGUGUGGUUAUGCCACAUUGCACCACGUUGUAGAGAAGACAAAGGAAGAUCGAAUGGAGAGCUUUUUUCUCAGUGAAACAUGUAAAUAUUUGUACCUGUUGUUUGAUGAAGAGAAUCCACUGCAUAAAUCUGGAAAUAAGUAUAUGUUUACUACUGAGGGGCAUAUCGUGUCUGUGGAUGAACGGUUUCGUAACUCACUGUGGCAAGACAUCCUCCCUGGAGAAGAGGACAGCGCAGAAAAAAUUAAACCUAAUGAAUUAAAGGCAGUCAACUUCAGCUCUAAUUGUAACAGAGUUCCUGAUGAGAGGAGAUACUUACUGCCAUUGAAGAGUAACUACAUGAGACAGAUUGAUCGAAUGGUGGGCUUGAUCUGAAUGGUUCUUCAGGGUAACUUUUAUUGUAUGUCAGGAGGAGCAUGGAAUUUGGCUGUAGACAUUCCCCUCUUCUUCAGCUACAUGCCUGCGUAUGCUGAGUCACUUGGGUAUCCCCCAUGCUUGUUAGUUUUCAAUUAUGGACACGAAGGGAGAUCAGGUGCUCUUAGGAGUUCUGUCUUCUGAACUGUGGUAACUCCAUGUGCCAUCUGAAUAGAGAUUUAUUGUUUUAGGACUUCCUAUGAAAAAUGUUGUUGCAAAUGAAGGCUGAAUAUACUUAAAAAAAAAAAAAAUUGGCAUGUGCCACUUAGCUACCUCUUUGUAGCUGUAUUACAAAUGUCCCUUUAGAAAAGGGUCUAGUAUUUAAUUUGAAAUGAUCUUGGGAUUGGAGAAGGAAUGGGAAAGUGCAAUUUUUCACACCGAGUUUAAUCAUUGAAUUAUUCUGACUAGCAAUACACAACCUUAAGUACUACUCAGGUAGGAACCCACUGGUAAUGGGUUUUGCUGAAACAAAACCGCUCUAUCUAGAAUAGUAUCUUGAAAAGAUAACUCCUGAUCAUAUAAAAAGCUAUCAGUAUAGUCAUGAUAUCCCUCAUAUAUGCAGUUGUAUAGAACUGCACGGUCGUAAGAGCCUGUGGCUGCAGAAACCAGUAAUAAAACAAAUUGGGUGCCUUUUUUUGUAAGGGAAUGGGGGGGAGGGAGGGGGAAAUUGCAAAGCCACUCGCCUGUCAAAGCAGCUAACUUUAUAUAGCUUAGCUGAGCAGAAGUUCCGAAAGUUUCGUUGUUUGUCAUGUUUCUAGUGCCUUUUCAGGAGAGAUGCUGCUAAGACCUGGUGUAACAGUACAUGAAGAACAAACUGUUCACAUUCCUGACAGCAUUAAUAUGUUGGUGCCUUAAGUUUUCUUCACUAGCAGGAAAAACUGAGCUUGCUUGGGAAGAUGGAUAAAGUAUUUCUGAUUAGGUGGUGACAAAAUACAGUGGAUCCCAAAGUAACUUAAAAGAGUAACUUGCAUGUGAGAUGACUUCUCUGUUUUUAAGAUACUGGAAGAAUAUCAACUUCUGUGCUCAUCCCAAAGAGCAUUUCUAGGCUGGAUUUAUUCUCUCUCUCAGUGCAGUUAGUAAAGGAGCUGCCUCUGCAUCACCCUGGGGAUGGAGUUAGUAAGAGUUCUGAGCCUGCAGUAUGCUGGCUUUCCUCAGCCACAGGACAGUUUAGCACAUGCCACCGUAACAGGGUCAUGGCUGCAGCAGCUAUCGAUGCUGACUGUAGUACUAUACUGUACCUGUAAGCUGUGCCUUCUGGUUCCAGUGAGGAAUGGUGAGAACCUGCUGUUGCUUCAUCCCACCAUCCUGAAAGGCAGUUCAGAUAUGUUUGAGGAACAACUGUCUAUGAGCUUUCAGGAAGAAAGCAGUUAAAUUCAGGCAGGGCUGUUGAGGGAUGAAAACAAACUGAGGCCAAAACAACUUAUUCUAAAUAUAACAGGGUGGCUGGGUUUUUUUUCAGUGGCUCUCCAUUGCUUACAUGCUUCUUACUUUUGACUACAGUUGAAGUAGUUGAAUGUUACUGUUGGGUUAAUUAUUUUUAAAUUAAGGCUUAAAUGUAAGGGCAAACUUGAUCUGCUGUAUUUUUACCUUCUUGUGACAACAUUGGUUUUCAUAAACCAUGUGUUGCAACUCAAAACUUUUCUAAUAAAUAUGAAGUUAGUGCUGAAGAGGUUAUUGUUUGAAUCUUUUAGUAUACAGAUGCAUCUCAGGGACUUCAUUGUAGAAUCUUGUAUUCCAUGAUAGUUGGAUCUUGCAUUCAGGCAAAAAAAAAAAAAAAUCCUGUCAUCUUAGUCUUAUUGUGUGCGUUUGAACAGGGGGGAGGGUUGGAGGGGAGAGAGGGAAAUAUGUUAAGAUUUCCCAAAACAUUGCAAUAGAAUUGGUUGCCUUGAUGUUUGAGGCAGCUGGCAAUUCCAACUCCUAUAGAAUUGGCUUUGCAAACCUAUUACUGGAAUGUCUUAAUUGCCUAUUUUAAAGCAAAACAUAAAUUCAAGGUGUUACGAUCCAAAGAGGUAUUGGGAGAGGUUCAAGGUAUAGCUUCCUAGCCAGUAAACGUUGUUUGGGCAUGCAGGUAUGCUUCAGUUUGUAAACAUGUAAAGAAGGGCAGGAGGAUCCGUAAAGGGAGUGCUUCCCGCUGACCGAGGGAGGCAGAAAGCAAAGACAUCUGGGCUUUCUGAAAUGCUGCUACUGGGCCAGAUCUUCUAAUGGUAGCUCUGAAAUGAGAAGUGCUUAGUAGUGUGGAAGCCAAAUGCAGCAUCCCACGAGCGGCCAUUUAAAAUCGUGGCGUAGCAGAUGCCAGGACGGACAUUGCCCUAGGUGUGUUGGUGGCUGCUUCUGGUAGUUUUUCCCUGACUCGCAGUUUAGCUCUCAAUGUGUGUUACAUACCUUGCAAUUGCCUUUCAGUGUUUUGUGCCUUCUGAAGCCCCUGAACCCUGGUAAGGGUUCCAGCCGCGUGUUGUGCACAGAAAUCUGUUUCAGAGUUUUCCUCGGAGAAUUACACAACUAUAAUGAAGCUGCACAGCUGUUCUGCUGCUGUGCUUUUCCCUCUUGUAUAUUGCCAGAAAUAGAGUGAGAGGUAGCUGUAGAAUGGGAACAGUAUGGGCAGGUAUCGCAGCCUUUCAGCCCUUAGUGAUUUGGACUGUUAGUUACAGUGCCAAAUAGUAUAUGGUCAGCCUUUCUUUAGAAACUCCGUUGAAAUUUGUGUUGCCAAGGUGAUCUGACAGUCAUCUUUCCGUAGGAACAGUUUUUGUCUGCAAGGAGACUGGUGCUGACCACGUGGUGUAAAAGGCUUUGUAUUCUUUAAGGAGCCAACUUUUCUUCCUCUUUGUUUUAAGAAUGCUUUGAUACAUUUUUACUCUGUAAUGACAGGGCACAUGUUAUGCACUAAAAUUAAAACUUUUGUGUAAGUCGAUAGCAAAAUGAAAUUGAUAACACUGCUGGAAUAACUUGCUGAAACAGGCCUUUGUAUUUCUUGGUAUAAUGUGCAAUAUCAACUUUUCCUAAUUAAAAAUGCGAUGUAUGCUUAAUUGUUGUUUUUCCAUGAAGUAUUUAAUUAGGGAUGGGAAAUUUUUAAGAGGACCAAAUGCUUUUUCGUGAAAUGUCCUAACUUUUCAAAACUGAGCUUAAAUUUUACAAAUCUGCAUUAAAAAAAUAGUGUGUUUCACCA